This is a messenger RNA of Saprolegnia diclina VS20, 824 nucleotides long. RefSeq lists its product as hypothetical. The transcript is spliced from 8 exons. The coding region runs from base 21 to 722 and encodes 233 amino acids. NCBI's taxonomy places the organism in Eukaryota, Oomycota, Saprolegniomycetes, Saprolegniales, Saprolegniaceae. The record is from RefSeq and is a predicted model, not a curated record.
CACACGUAUCUUGAAAAGCCAUGGCCGCCGAGUUCGACCUCCUUGCGGCGUGGGGCAUUGCGAUACCGUCGCCGCGGUCGUCCAGCUCGAUGGCCACUUCGAAGGAGGGAUACCGGAUCAUUCGGCCCACGCUGCGACCGCCUCUGCCCUCGAGUGUAUGGCGCGAUGUCGAAGCUGUCGCUCCGACGCCCCACGUACCACCGGCAACGCGCCACUGUGCGCGGCUGCGACGGACGGGGCUUUGCAAGCGGCCCGACUCGAUGAAGGACAUCGUCGAGCAAGCUAUUGUCUGCCAAAACACAUACGACACCGAGCCCGAGACAACGACGAUCCGCGACAGUCUGCGCGUCGUGCGCGAUCGGACGCUGCACAAAGCCACCACUACGACGACGUUGGCAGAGCGAUUGGUCAUCGAGGACCCCGAGUGCGCGCUCAAGCGACGCGUCCGCAUGCAGCCGCCGUGGCCCAAAGCAUACCUUCAUGCGUACUUGAGUGGCUCAGCGGCGGUGCCGGCCGAGCCCCGAGGCCCGCGUUCGACCGUGUCGGCAACACCACCAGCGCCGUUGGGCCGACCCCGGUCGCUCGAAGCUGUCGCAUCGUCGUCGAGUUCGGUGUGCUCGCAGUCGCAUGAGACGACAACACCGUUGGCGUCUCGGGUGGCCAAGACCAAGGAGAUGCUCAAGGUUUCGCGCAUGCUGGCAAAAGAGCGUCUCGCAUGUUAGCACACUUGGCAACUCGCGUUUGAAGAGACGUUUUCCCGUAGGAAUUGGAAAAGACUUGCAUAUUAAACGGGGUAAACGCAAGUUUUCGUUUGUACGAGUCCU